This is a messenger RNA of Chlorella variabilis, 1149 nucleotides long. RefSeq lists its product as hypothetical. The coding region runs from base 1 to 1149 and encodes 382 amino acids. NCBI's taxonomy places the organism in Eukaryota, Viridiplantae, Chlorophyta, Trebouxiophyceae, Chlorellales, Chlorellaceae. The record is from RefSeq and is a predicted model, not a curated record. The transcript is spliced from 5 exons.
AUGCCGUCGGCGCGUGUGGAGCGGAUACCAGCCGCGGCCCUAUGGCGCGCGCUGGCGGUGGCGUUGGCGGCGGCCGUCCUGGGCGGCCGGCCGCUGGCCGCGGCCCAGCCCGACUGCACAGGCUCUCAAAUCAGCUGCAGCGGCAGCCCCUGCUCCGACAUCGAGCCCUGCGCCUCCUUCCUAGUCUGCGCGCCGGCGCACCCCACGGUGCCCGGCACAUACUGCCGCACCAACCCGUGCCAGGAGGGGGCUGCCUGGAACCCGUGCACAGCAAACAGCACGCGCUGCCGGCUGACGAGCACCUACACACCGCAGUGUCUGGCAGACGAUGUGGUGACCUGCUCGGCCGAACAGCCGUGCCCGGCGGGCCUGGCCUGCGUGGGCGACAUCUGCGGGGACGACCCCUGCAUUGGCGUCACUUGCCCUAGCAACAAGCCCAACUGCACAGCAGCAGCCGACGGCACCUACGAGUGCAAACCAGCCUGCACGGACGAUAGCGUCUGCAUCCCGCUGGGGGAGUUUUGCGGGGGCGGCAGGUGCCGGAAGCACCCCUGCAAAGACGUGGUGUGCCCCACAAAUCACAAGUGCAUCGUGGGCAACCCCGCCACCUACACAGCAAAAUGCGUGCAAGUGGUGGCCAGCGACACGUGCAUCCCCGCCUGCGGUACCGGCAAGGUCUGCAAGAAAGUGGGGCUCAACUGGCAGUGCGUGGUGGACACCUGCGUGCCCGCCUGCGGCGCCGGCUUCCGCUGCGAGAAGCCCGACAUCAGCUGGACGUGCAUCCAGUUCGAGUGCAGCCCCGCCUGCGGCACCGGCUACUCCUGCCAGAAGCUGGACGGCAGCUGGCAGUGCAUCCCCAACUGCCUGCCCCCCUGCGCCGCCGGCAACACCUGCCUCAAGCAGACGGACGGCAGGUGGAAGUGCUCGCCCGCCAGGGUGCGCCCGCCGCCGCGCGUCCGCGUGCGCCGGCCCUCUCGCAAGCCUGCGCAGUCGCAGCCUGCCCGCAAAGCGAUGGAGCUGGCUCCCGAGGAGGGCGGCGCCGGCGGGCAUGAGGGCGGCGAGGCGGCGCGGCAGCAGCAGGAGGAGCAGGGGCAGCAGCGACGGCGGCUGCAUGCAUCCCGCACAGACCGCCACCGGCCCUGGUUUUAG